This is a messenger RNA of Limanda limanda (common dab), 4241 nucleotides long. It is a transcript of the gene sntb2, whose product is annotated as syntrophin, beta 2. The record is from RefSeq and is a predicted model, not a curated record. Gene Ontology annotation, cellular component: dystrophin-associated glycoprotein complex; synapse; intracellular anatomical structure. The coding region runs from base 91 to 1836 and encodes 581 amino acids. Gene Ontology annotation, molecular function: structural molecule activity; protein binding. Lineage: Eukaryota; Metazoa; Chordata; Actinopteri; Pleuronectiformes; Pleuronectidae. The transcript has 7 exons.
UCCUCUCUCUCUCCCCCUGGUUCCGGGCCCGAGCAGCGGAUGCUGACUCGGCAGUGAACCCGCCUCCCAGCAGCACUCAGCCGGGAGGGAAUGGCGGUGUGGACCCGAGCGGACCGGAGCGGGCAGCUGGACCUGCUGCUGCGGGACCGCUGGAUCCGAGUGGCGGCCGAGCUGACCCGGGACACGCUGACCCUGACGGCCGAGGCGGAGGCGCCCGGCCCGGGGACCAGCCACUGGGACGGCGGCUCCGCGGGCCUGAGGAACGGCUUCUCCAACGGGAGCGACCCGGGCACGAGUCCGGGGACCCGCGGUCCGGAGAGCCAGACCCCCGGGGCCCGGGGCCGCAGCUCCAGCCCGGGACGAGGGGCUGUCAGCCGGGGGCAGCACGACGGGAACUACAGCCCGGGGAAGUACCCGAACAACGGCACCAACUCCGAGUUCGGCAGCCCGGGCUCCAGCUACGGCAGCCCGGGCUCCAGCUCCGGGUCUCGGCACGGAGACCUCCCGGGGAGUCCGGACGGAUCCUCCGGCGAGGCGGUGCGGAAGGUCCGGGUCGUCAAGCAGGAGUCCGGCGGACUGGGGAUCAGCAUCAAGGGGGGGCGGGAGAACCGGAUGCCGAUCCUCAUCUCCAAGAUCUUCCCGGGGCUGGCGGCCGACCAGAGCCGGGCUCUCCGGGUCGGGGACGCGAUCCUGUCGGUGAACGGGUCCGACCUCCGGGAGGCGACGCACGACCUGGCGGUGCAGGCGCUGAAGAAGGCCGGGAAGGAGGUGACGCUGGAGGUGAAGUACAUCCGCGAGGUGUCUCCGCUCUUCAAGAAGCCGUCCCUGGUGGCCGACCUGCCGUGGGACGGCGUGCGGACGCAGUCACCCAGCUACAGCGGCAGCGAGGACUCGGGCUCGCCCAAACACAGCGGCUCGUCCGCGUCCAAGGACAGGAAGCUCAUCAGCCUGAGGAUGUGCUUCAUCAGCAGGAACCUCACCAUGCCCGAUCUGGAGAGCAGGCUCCUGGAGCUCCACUCCCCCGACGGACAGCACACGGUGGUGCUGCGCUGCAAGGACGGCCCCUCGGCCAGCUCCUGGUUCACCGCCGUCCACACCAACAUCGCCGCCCUGCUGCCACAGACCCUGGCUCACAUCAACGCCUACCUGGGGGCGUCGUCCUCCACCUCCACGCACCCCCACCUCAAACACAUCGGCUGGUUGGCUGAGCAGGUGCAGCUGGAGGGCGGCCGGCAGCAGUACCGCCCCCUGGUCAUGGCUCUGACGGAGAAGGACAUCCUGCUGUUCGAGUCGGUGCCGUGGAACAGAGAGUGUUGGUCCAUGCCUCUGCUCACACACCCACUGUUAGCCACCAGACUGGUCCACUCUGGCAGCGCCCGGGAGUCGCCCGCCCAGGGGGCCGACCUGGUGUUCGCCACGCGGACGGGCACGGGCCGGGGCAUCGAGUCGCACAUCUUCCGGGUGGAGACCCACUGGGAUCUGUCCUCGUGGACGCGAGCGCUCGUGCAGGGAGCGCACGCCGCCGCCGAGCUCAUCAAAGAGGUCUCCAUCGGCUGCACGUUGAACCGGCAGGACGUCCGGCUGACGCUUCACUACGAGAAGGGCUUCACGGUGACCCGGGAGGCGGCCGAGCCGUCGGGCGGCGCCGUGCUCUUCAGAUACCCGUACGAGAAGCUGAAGCUGUCGGCUGACGAUGGAAUACGAAACCUCUACCUGGACUUCGGGGGUGCAGAGGGAGAAAUGGUGUUUGACCUCCACUCUGGUCCAAAGCCCGUGGUGUUCGUCCUCCACUCCUUCCUGUCGGCCAAGCUCACUCGCAUGGGCCUGCUGACGUGAGGCGACCGGCGCCGGCGGGGGGGCCCUGAGACGCCCCGGAGAUGCUGAUAAAGAAGGAUGGGGGGAGGGGGAGGGGUGUUAACGUCUUAUAUUUUCCAGUUUCUCCAUUCACGGCUGCAGUCUGGCCAGAGGUGGCGCUGCAGCGAAGGUUCAACCCGGGAGUUGUUGAUUGUCUCAAACUUGUGCCUUCUCCUCCAGCUUGUCCUUGACCUCCUGCCAGAGCAGUAGGCGGCACUUUGCUGCGAAGUCAGUUACAAUCCACAAAGCUGCAGUAUUAACAGUCUCAUAGGACUCAGAGUUUUAACCUGAUAAAUUCCAUCAACAUUAUUUUGUAUAAAGAAGAACAGGAGCAGAGCUGCUGUGGCGUUGGAGACGACGUCACCAGUGACACUUCCAGCAGAGCUCCGAAUAUUAAGGAGGUUUUUUUCAGAUGAUGAAUUCACAGACAAGCAGAUUGGUGAUGAUCCCUGUUUUAUACUCUAUGCCUUUCAUUCCUCGGCAGCCUUCUAAUGUACUUUGGGCUCUUUUUAAUGUGUUUCUAUGGCGACGAGUCAGAAUGCAGUUAAAGGAGCAGAGAUUGUGUGUGUCUGUGUGUGUCUGUGUGUGUGUGUGUGUGUGUGUGUUGGCUUGAUAGUGUGCCUGCUGUCUGACAGACUCACCUUGUAGCACAUGAUCUCAAACUACUGUUGUAAUCAGGAUCGCCGACUGUGCCUUUCCACACGUAGUCAGAGACGCUCUGAUUUUCUUUUCCUUUCAUUUCUUACAAUAAGAGAAUUUGAAGCUUUUCAACCUGCACGAGCUGUAGUUUGACUCCUAGAGUUUACACAACAUGACUUUGUUUUUAUAUCAUCCGCGUUAAUCUCUUCCGAUAGCACGACUUCCUGACGUUGAAUCUGACGAGAGCGCGCGUGUCACCUCCACAUCAUUCCACUUUCCUGCAGCUUACUCGUCUCUUCUCUGGCCAACGACAGUUCAACAGGUUUUACUUCAAGGAGACAGAGGUACCUGGCUUUUAAUAUUCUAAACGUUAUCAGCCAUUAUCUUCCAAAUAUAUACAAAGAUCGUGAGAAACGGGCCCGAAAUGGAAACAAAAGAAAACCAAACUUUAGCAGGAAAUACGUUCUGCUGCUUGUACACAGGGUACGCCAGAGAAAACAGAUUUAGUGCUGUAGUCAUAAUUUUGUUUACAUCUCUGAAAGGAAAGCAAAAAACACGUCAAACCUUCACAGAGGAAAACUCAAAGUUCCCUUUUAUGAGAUAAACCUGCUGCUUCAGUAUUAUUAUCAUGAGAAAUAAUUCACUCCAUUCCAUUUUCUGCAUCGAGGGACCAAUUUGAUAAACGAAGCUCUGAGAUUUGAUUCUAUUUUAUUUGUUUUAUAAGUUUGCGAAUAGAGCUAAAGGAAGCAAAGGAAAAGGAUGAGGUGUAACAGAGAGAUAAAUUAUUUUAAAUGUGAACGUUAAUCAUGAAAACGUUUUUGUGAGUGACAACAAAAGUAACAUUUACCAUCAUUAAAACUACUAUAAAGAGCUGAUUUUAAAAUGAUCGGUUAUUAGCCCACAUGAACGUACAGUGAGAUCCAUGUUGUUAAAACACAGCUUCAGUCGAGUCUCUGAUCGAACAUUGAACCACUGCAACGGGAAAACUCUCCUGUCCUCAGAUGAGAAACGUGUUACUCAGAUGUUCCUAUGAUGGUUUAACAACUUAUAUAUUUUUACUAAAAUGUUUUGCUUGUUUUGAAAGCAAGAAAUGUGUAACCAUGUAGUUCAUAGAGCUAUAUUCAGCUCUUCCAGCCGACAGUUAAUCACUGGCUGCGUUAAACGAGAAGCAGAUUCACUUCUUAUAAAACACACGUGCAGAAGGUUCGAGGGUUUGAGUUUUAUUUGGCCUGAAAUGAAGUUUUCUUACUGCAACAGUGAAGUGUUGUAUUCCAUCAUCCUACAUCCUUCUUUACUUCACUUUUCAUGUCAUAUUAAUCCGGUUUCUCAGCCGCUGCAUAGAUCUGAUGGUCUGAAGUGAGUCAGACUUCAGGAAGCUACAGGCCGUCCCCCUUGGAGCUUGAUGCACUAAUCAGCCGAAGCCCUUUUCUACCUGUGAAUGUAAACCUCCUCCUCCCAGUGACUCUCUUUUGUAUUCUCCUGCCUCUGUAUUCCUGACUUGGUGGCUAUCCUGUCUAUGCAAAGCUUCAAAGAAGGGUUUUCUGAACCAAAGGUUAAAAACAAUCUGUGGCAGCUUGCGUCCGACACAAUCAUUAAACGGAAAAGUCACAAUAGGAUCAAAUGCUGCUGCAACAACCUGUCAUAUGCAAAGUAUUUUAGACUUCCUUCCAAGUUACAGUAUAAAAUGUAUGAUAGCAAUGUAAUAACCUCAAGUGUAAAUAUCCACCAUUAAAACUGUAUGAAUUAUA